ACGCAAAAUAGCGUCGCUGGGUUUUUUCUCCUCAUUGAUCGCAGGUGUCUCUACCGGCUAUCGGAAAGGAGUUUCAAUACGUACCUAGAAUGACACUGGGAGCAGUUGCCUCCGUGAUCCUUGCUAUUGGAGGAGCUGCAGUCUUUUCUGCACUACAUAAGAUUGAGGAAGGACAUGUGGGUGUUUACUACAGAGGUGGAGCUCUUCUGACUGCCACUAGUGGCCCUGGAUUUCAUCUGAUGCUGCCGUUCAUUACUACAUUUAAGUCUGUACAGACAACCCUACAAACAGAUGAAGUGAAGAAUGUUCCAUGCGGCACUGGUGGAGGUGUAAUGAUCUACUUUGAUCGCAUUGAGGUGGUGAACUACCUUGUUCCCUCAGCAGUUUAUGGCAUCGUGAGAAACUUCACAGCAGACUAUGACAAAGCCCUGAUUUUCAAUAAGGUUCACCAUGAGCUGAAUCAGUUCUGUAGUGUUCACACACUUCAGGACGUCUACAUUGGUUUGUUUGAUCAAAUAGAUGAGAAUCUUAAGCUGACGCUGCAAGAAGAUCUGACCAGCAUGGCUCCUGGACUCAUCAUUCAGGCGGUUCGUGUGACUAAACCAAACAUUCCAGAAAGCAUUCGCAGGAACUAUGAGCUAAUGGAGAGUGAGAGAACAAAGUUACUGAUUGCAGCUCAGACUCAGAAGGUGGUGGAGAAAGAGGCAGAGACCGAGAGGAAAAAGGCUGUCAUUGAGGCAGAGAAGGUGGCUCAGGUGGCUGAAAUCAAAUUUGGACAAAAGGUUAUGGAAAAAGAAACCGAGAAAAAGAUCUCAGAAAUUGAAGACAGUGCGUACCUGGCUAGGCAGAAAGCAAAAGCAGAUGCAGAAUUCUACACCGCGCAGAGAGCAGCUGAGGCCAAUAAGCUCAAGCUGACUCCUGAAUAUCUCCAGCUGAUGAAAUUUAAGGCAAUAGCGGCUAACAGCAAGAUUUACUUUGGAAGUGAGAUCCCUCACAUGUUUAUGGACUCUGGACCGGGAAGCUCCUCCUCAGCUGCUUCCAAAGCCAUCGACGUCCUCUCAGAGGGGAUGCUGGACUUGGAAUGACAAGAGACAGAGCAGAAAGUUGUAGCGCUGAGGAUAAAUUAACAGGUAAUGAAAGAGACUAAUGGCCAGUCAUUAGACUACAUUGUGCCAGUCAGUGCAGCUGAAACCACUUUGGUAAAGAAUUAUGAUGCUGUAUCAGCGGGACAGAAACACUACAUGUGCAUCUGCACCCCAGUGACUUGAUCACAAAGCUGGUUCUUUUGGUUGAACAGUUUUUUAUUAAUAGAACAUAUGUGGCCAUGUGAAUGUGAAAUAAAAGGAUAUUUUGUCCAAAAAUGAAAAUUCUGUCAUUUACUCAGCCUCAACUUGUUCCAGACCUUUUAUGUCAGGGUGUUCGCGACGUCUUAAAAUGUCUUACAUUUCGAAAACAAAAUCUUAGGCCCUAAAAAGUCUUACAUUCAGUUAAAUAUUUUGUUGUAGGUCUUAAAUUAUAAUCUUAAUUUUCCUAUGUCCAUGUAAAGCUACCCAAUCACCAAUUAUCCAUCUCAAAACUUAUAUGUAAAUGCUUAUAUUGCAAAGAGUUUCACAACAGCUGUUAGACAAGUUUACAGCAAAUUUUCCUAAUACAUUCCCUAAGCAGGGAAAGAAAACUAAAGCAACACAUCCCUUUACAUGAUCUUCCAUUAAUACAAAAACUAUUUACAGAAGAAACCAGGCAAUUAGAAAAAAUCCUUAGUGGAAAUUUCAUUCAUAAUGUUUUUAAAAGGGUCUUUAAAAGUCUUAAAUUUGACUUAAACCUGCAGAAACCCUGUAUGAGGAUAUUUGGAGGAUUUUUAAUAUCCUGAAACCAUUGGUUUCAGUAGUAUUACAUUUCUUACUAUUGAAGUCAAUAGCUAUUGGUUGCCAACAAUCGUUCUGUGUUCAGUGGAAAAAAGAAUCUCAUAAAGGUUUAGAACCACUUGAGGGUUAGUAAAUGCUGAGUACAUUUUCAUUUUUUGGAUUAACUAUACCUUAGAAACUAGUGGUAUGUAUGCACAAGAUUUGUGCAUGAAUUACUAUAAAUCAGCAUUAUAAAAUAUCUCUUUUUUUUUUACAUUGAAGGAUUGGUUUAUGUAAAGGAAUAGUUCAACAAAACAAAAAGUCUGUUGUUUACUCACCCUUCCUUUCUUCUGAUGAACAAAAUUAAUUUUAAGAAACAUUGGUAACAAAACCAUUGCUGGUCCCCAUCAACUUCCAUAGUACUUUUUUCUAGUACUGGAGAGCAUCAGCUUGUAUUCAAUUUUCUGGAAUUCAGAAUUAAAAGUAUUUUCUUUUGUGCUCAGCGGAAAAAAAAAAAUUAAAAAAUUAAACUAAAGUUUGAAACCACUUAAGGGUGAGUAAAUAGUGAUAAAAUUUUCUUUUUUUUGUUUGAAGUAUCCUUUUAAUAGACAAACUAAAGGCUCUUACUCCUCAGGGAUUCUUUUGUUAUGUUUAAAUGGUUUUUGUUUUUUCAUAAAGGACCCAAUCACAAUUUAUUUUUAAAUGUAGUUGUCAUUUGUUUUGCAUUUUCACAGACUGUACUUGUUUGUUCCCCAUUGUUGGAGCUUAAUUAGUUAAAAUUUUACUACACAGAGCAACUCAAGAUCUUCCAAGAGGUAAAAGUGAAACCUCCAGCAGAAAUCUCGCAUGAAAACAGAAUAGCAAGUAAUUUUUAUUAAAUAUAAAACAUAUUAUUAUAAAUAAUAACUUUAGUGAAGUUUUAUUAUUUUGAACUUUUCCAUCUUGGCAAGAUCUAGAACUUUCCAUGCAUAGCAAUGCACAGUGCACUAUAUAAUGAUGUCCUCUUUAAUCGGCAGGCAUUUUGUGCCUUUUUUAGCACUGAUAGAGCAGGACUGGGAGCUCAUACCCUUUCCAGCUCUUCAGUCACUUUCAUAUUUCAGAGGAAUUGGGUGUGGAUUGCAUCAGAAACGAGUCAUUUGACCAUUAAAAAUCACCAGUCUGUGGGCUGCUUCUCAUUCAUGGAAAGAUGAUUCUGCAUUUUAGUUUUUUUACUUUAUUUGGUAAGUCAUGUUUGGAAUUUGUUCUGAGAAAUUUUCCAUUUCCACCAAUAUCCCCUCUCCCAGUGCUUAAAAUUGUUAUGUGUAAAGAUCUUGUACAGUAUCAUAUACUAGAAAAAUAUCUGGAUUAAUAGCUUGCCUCCAUUUGUAAUCAGAAGUCAGUUAUGUUAGUUUACAUUCAUAUGUGAGCAAGACUGCCACUUGAAGGAUGUAAAAAGGUUUUCAUCGUUAUAUGUAUGUACAAUCCAAAAAAUGAGCAGCAUACCUCAUGUCUAAAUACAUAUAUUGAUGUCUCUUAUGUUACAGUCUUUGAAAGUUGGACAGGCUUUAAUUUAAUGAGGCUGUUUCUGUUUAUUUGAACACACUGGUGUGCAGACAAAGAACUGAUUUGUUUUUAACAUUGUAGCAGAUUGUGUAAUACUUUCUUCAAGACUCAACAAAACUUCCCAAAGACCUUUACUGUUCAUGCCUGGGUUUCGCUUGAACAUCGAGUGUCUCCUUUCAGUGUGUUGUCACGUUCACCAUCACAAGAGUCUUUAUUUGAUGUGCAUAACUGUACUUUAAAUUGACUGUGUGUUGGGUGGGUGACUUGUUUAUACAGUAAAGAUUUUUUUCUUAA
Danio aesculapii is the source of this 3680-nucleotide messenger RNA. It is a transcript of the gene erlin2, whose product is annotated as ER lipid raft associated 2. Gene Ontology annotation, molecular function: ubiquitin protein ligase binding; cholesterol binding. Gene Ontology annotation, biological process: SREBP signaling pathway. The record is from RefSeq and is a predicted model, not a curated record. Gene Ontology annotation, cellular component: endoplasmic reticulum membrane; endoplasmic reticulum. The transcript has 12 exons. NCBI's taxonomy places the organism in Eukaryota, Metazoa, Chordata, Actinopteri, Cypriniformes, Danionidae. Bases 90 to 1085 code for a protein of 331 amino acids.